GUACGCAUAGCAGCUAACUUCGUCAUCCACGCCCCGCCAGGAGAGUUCAACGAAGUUUUCAAUGAUGUGCGAUUGCUGCUCAACAAUGACAAUCUUCUCAGGGAGGGUGCAGCGCAUGCGUUUGCACAGUACAACUUGGACCAGUUCACCCCGGUGAAGGUCGAGGGAUACGAAGAACAGGUCUUAAUCACAGAGCAUGGAGACCUGGGGAACGGCCGGGUCCUGGACCCCAAGAGCAAGAUGUCCUUCAAGUUCGACCACCUGAGGAAGGAGGCGAGCGACCCCGCGCCCCAGGACGUGGACGGGUCCCUGGAGGGCUGGAGGGGCGCCGUGGACUCAGCCGUCAGGGCCUACGUCAAGGAGCACUACCACGGAGUCUGCACCAUUUACGGGAAAACCAUCGACGGACAUCAAACCAUCAUCGUGUGCAUCGAGUGCCAUCAGUUUCAACCAAAAAACUUCUGGAAUGGACGCUGGAGGUCAGAAUGGAAGUUCACCGUCUCCCCCUCCUCCACCCAAGUGGCAGGCAUCAUGAAAAUCCAGGUUCAUUACUAUGAAGACGGCAACGUGCAGCUGGUGAGCCACAAGGAGGUCCAGGAGUCCAUGUCCAUUUCUAAUGAGGCGUCAACUGCGAAGGAGUUUGUGAAGAUCAUGGAGGCUGCAGAGAACGAUUACCAGACGGCCAUCAACGAGAACUACCAGACCAUGUCGGACACUACCUUCAAAGCCUUACGCCGCCAGCUUCCUGUGACGCGCACCAAGAUCGACUGGAACAAGAUCCUGAGCUACAAGAUCGGCAAAGAAAUGCAGAACGCUUAAAAACACCCCGCAGAGAACAUAACAGCCCCCUCCCCUCGCCCCCCUACCUCCACUUCCACCCCAAACAACGUUGCAUGACUGGAUAGAUGUAUCGUCUUUGUACAGAAAAUUAGAGAAACUGGGACAAAGAGAGGUUUCUGGGUGCCGCAGCCCGACGUCACGUUACACAUUGGAUGUUAUUGUUUUUUAUAUACAGACACAUCUGUAUAAUGGUGAAGGAGAUAUCACAAGACAUAGGAAAACGGGGGCACUUGUAUGCAAAAAAGAUCCUUAUAAAAUAUCACGUGUGCAAUAUUUGUUGUGUCAGUGAGACCUUUUUUUUUUUUUUUUUUUGACCUGCGGAGAAAACGAGAAUUGUUUUUGCAUUUUACAAAAGAAAUGAGAUAUUUGGCUGUAAACAAAGACUCCCUUCACUUCACGGUGUCGAUAAACAAAAAGUGUGUUAUUGAAUGGUAUCUUUGGCACAAGCAGUCACAAAAUCAACGUUUUGUCCCUUAAUGGUGGUACUUCCCCCUCACAGUUUGUCCUAGAAUCCAGACUGAAGCGCUCCUGGCUCAAAUUUGCCUUUUUUUUUUUUGGUCAGAGUUCAGUGACCACUUAACAAGCUUAAUUAACACCAGUCGCUAAGUGAUGUGCAUAAUGUCCAAUUUACAAUAAAAUCAGAACGCAUCACAUUCUCCUCCAGUGCUUAUUUUUAUUAAAAAAGAAAACAGAACCUGACUGUAUUAUAUAACAAGGCACAUUGUAAUAUAUACCUGUAUGAAACAUCCUGUCUGUCAGUUUGGUGAUUUAUUUCCAUGAGAUCAAUUGUAAUUCAGUCACAAUUAUGUUGCAUUAAAUGACACAUUUUCUAUC
Molecule: messenger RNA, 1674 nt
Organism: Gymnodraco acuticeps
Lineage: Eukaryota; Metazoa; Chordata; Actinopteri; Perciformes; Bathydraconidae
Product: F-actin-capping protein subunit alpha-2-like
Biological process (GO): actin cytoskeleton organization; barbed-end actin filament capping
Cellular component (GO): F-actin capping protein complex; actin cortical patch
Molecular function (GO): actin filament binding
Source: RefSeq, a predicted model, not a curated record